This is a messenger RNA of Hordeum vulgare subsp. vulgare (domesticated barley), 1878 nucleotides long. RefSeq lists its product as uncharacterized. Bases 453 to 998 code for a protein of 181 amino acids. The transcript has a single exon. Lineage: Eukaryota; Viridiplantae; Streptophyta; Magnoliopsida; Poales; Poaceae. The record is from RefSeq and is a predicted model, not a curated record.
UUCUCCUCCCGUCCUCUUUGUACGUGCAUAAGUGCACACACGUGUCUUGGUGCAAGCUGGAGUAAUGUCCAUUAAAUUCUCCAUUUUCUUAUCUAUCUUGUUCUUCGUACAGUUUAAUGGGGUUAACAAUUGGCUACUCGAUAUCAUAAAUGUCAUUUAAUCAAGUAUAGUACAUAUGAUACUGUAUCUGGAGAGUUUGAUUGCUUAGGUGAUCAAACUUCUGUUAAAACAACACCUUGGCUUCUUGGACCUGUGGCCUGCACUUGCCAGUCAGGAUAGAAUCAUUUUGUGCUUUGGGUACCAGAGGGGCCCACAAGGGAGCCUCACUCUACCACCUGGCCCAAGGGACUAAGUCAAUCAGAGUCGGUUAGUCCUGCCAAGCCAAUAUCCUAGGCCAAUCAGGAUUAACCCUUUUUAUUUAAACAAGCCUUACUCUGUUAAAAAUCCUAGAUAUGAGUUAUAUUAAUGAGCUGUACUCAGUUAUGAGUCCUAGAGAUGAGUUGAACUUGGCACUAUGGAAACCCAUAGGGGGUAGUCUGUUCAGGUUGCAAGGUGGACGGGAUAUCCCACUUUGCUGCUGUGCCGCCCGGCGAAAAAGCCCGCAAAACUGCCGCCGGGCUGACUGCGUUUUCAACAGCAGGUUCAAGCGGACACGCCGCAUAACCGCGUCAGUGCGUCACCCCGCCUCUCUCAGAAAAAGAACUACUCUCUCCGGAUGGGCCGCCCUUUCCUCCGACCUCACGCCGCCCUGGACGAGAACAUGUAAACCCCAACGGCGAGCACCUCGUGGGCUGGGCCUAGUAGGUGCGCAUGAGCGGGAACUGGGCGGCCUCUUCUCCGGCUUCGACUGCACCAUGGUCUUCGUGCGCCAGGAAGAGGACUCCUGGAACUCCAUUGCCACCGCCGGCCGCUCGACGCUCAUGGGCAACUGUCUCCUAGUCCUCGCGCUCAUUGAGGGCGCCGGCCUCAUGCUUAACCGCGACCUCGUCCCGCCUUAGAACCUCCGGCCACUCCCAACCGACAACCCCAACUUGGUGGCUUCCUAGGGAUGCCCCAGCCAGCCGUGUUCCCUGGGGAGGAUGCGAGCUCAGCUGGUUCGGGGGUUUCUUCUGCAGGAAGGAGGAGAAGAAGAAGCCCAAUGGCAGUGGCGCAAGUAGGAGAUAUUACAGAGCUUUGAGACGCCCAGCCCUCUGAUGGCAUCAUUCCGACUACAAGUGAAGCUAGUUCUUCUGAAUGGAAAGAAUUGGUCUUGCUACAAAGUUGUACAUACUUGCUUCUACAGUUGUGAAUGUGAACGUUGCUGUUCCGAGAACGAUUCAUUGCUGGCGGGUCUUCGGCGGGCUCCUGCGGGCUGCCGCGUUGUCCCCGGAAAAUGAAGCGGUGCGAGGCGGGCAGCCGCGGUGGCCGCUAAAAAAGCUGGCUCCCGCUUUGGUGUUUGGCGGGCAGCCGCAUCCCGCCCCACCUGCAACCUGAUAGUCUGUCGAAGCAAGCAAGUAACUAACAGGAUUGUUCUCUCAUUUUGCCGUGCCCUCUCUUGUUUAAUCUCAUCCUGACGAGCUAAUCCUGCCUUAUAAACUCAAUUUCCAUAGAUCAACUCAUACAAAUAAUUUCUUCAUGCAAACACAAAGCACACUUUGUGAUGGCAUCUGUGGCUUGGGUUAAUGUUCAAAAGGCACACAGCGGACAUAGCCAAAAGCCCGAAACAAGAGUUAAGAUAAACAGACCUGUGAUGUGCAUUUUUGUUUCAAAAUGAUCGCACAAGAUCCCACGUCUUCACUUUCUCCAGUUAUUGAAUUUUUGCUCCGAAAUCAGUAGUGUACACUUGAUGGCAACUCCUUGCUCUGUAUUAUGCCAAAUGCACGGGAUACUAAAGGAUUU